GCGAGAGCAGAGCGAAGCCAGCCAGCCUCGCUAGUUGUAUCAUAGAAAGCUUCGUAAAAGCAUGGCCAGUCUCCGUACAAGCUCAAAGACAUGCUCUUCGUCGCUGCCACCGCCAGUUGCUGCUCCAGCGCUCCUCGAUCCUCCAAGCGGCUGUCUGCACCAUCAGUAGUAGUAGUAGUUGUAGUAGCGGCACAGAAGUACCUCGAUCGUUGCUCGAUUCGUGUGCUACGCUCGUGAUCGUUAACAAAAACAACUGCGACAACGGCAACAGCAACAACUGUGAUAUAUACAUAAUUUACACUCGCCGAUUUUCUUUACUUUUUUUCUGUUUUUUUUUCUUGUUUUUCCUUUUGGUUUGAAUUUUUUAUUUUGAACUUUUUUUGGUUGCCGGAGAAAGUAUCGACAUUAGUUUGUAGUGUAUGAACGGAAGAAAAAGUUCUGUGUUAACGUAAGAGAAAAAAAGUAGUAUCGCAAGCUCGACGCGCGUUGUAUAUAUUACGAAGUGGUGUUAUAAACCAAGUACUCGACGCAUGUGGUCAACCACCAGAGUCACCGAAGCCCGGUGAUCUUUUCACUCGAGCUCGACGUCGAAGUAAUAAUCCACCGAGAGACGCUGAGAGAGGAGCAGAGCGAAAAUUAAAAAACGACAAAAGCUGGAAUCACAAACCACCGUCAUCACGGCGUAUAGCGGCAGAAAAGAUCGAGCUCGACUCGGUAUGGAGGGACGAUUCCAGGCCAAUGUCGUCGAAGGGAACGACCAAAUAACCAUGAACAAGAGGCCGGCGAUAUCGCUGAACGUCAACGCAUGGGACGUCUAUCCCCGCCUUGAUCAUUACAGGCUAAGCAGACGAGCGAAGCGUCCAUCAUUGGCGGAAUUGCACGAGGGUAAUCUCUCUCGGGACUUGAACAUCGCGAACGUCGAGUCGGGCUUCGCCGCGGACCAGCUGAGCGGCAGCGGCUACGGCGGCCGAUCGGUGAGCGACUCGGGCCAGCAGUCGGCCAACGGCCAGCCCAGCCACGUGGGCAUCAAGCUCGGCUGGAUCCAGGGCGUGCUCAUACCAUGCCUGCUCAACAUCUGGGGCGUCAUGCUGUUUCUGCGGCUGUCGUGGGUCGUGGCCCAGGCCGGCAUCAUGCACAGCUGCAUCAUCAUCGGCAUAUCGGCGGCCGUCUGCGUCAUCACGACGCUCAGCCUGAGCGCCAUCAGCACCAACGGCGAAGUCAAAGGAGGGGGCAUCUACUUCAUAAUCUCGCGCUCGCUCGGGCCCGAAUUCGGCGCCUCGGUGGGCAUCGUGUUCGCCUUCGCCAACGCCGUCGCGGCCUCCAUGAACACGAUCGGCUUCGUGGACUCGCUGAACGAGCUGCUGAAGGAGCACGGCCUCAAGAUCAUCGACAACGGCGUGAACGACGUCCGGAUCAUCGGCAUCGUCGCCAUCAUCGUGAUGAUUCUCAUCUGCGCCGUCGGCAUGGAGUGGGAGUCCAAGGCCCAGAACUUCCUCGUGGCGAUCAUCGUUGGGGCGAUCUUCGACUUCAUCAUCGGCACGUGCAUCGGUCCGAAUGGCGCCUACGAGGCCGAGCAGCGCGCCAAGGGCUUCACCGGCUUCUCCGGCCAGGUGAUGAUGGACAACUGGAUGCCGGACUAUCGCUUCAACGAGGGCAAGAACCAGACCUUCUUCUCGGUCUUCGCCAUCUUCUUCCCGUCGGUCACGGGCAUCCAGGCCGGCGCCAACAUCUCGGGCGAUCUCAAGGACCCGGCGAGCAGCAUACCCUCGGGCACGCUCCUCGCGCUGCUCAUAUCCAUGGUCAGCUACGUGACCUUCGUGUUCUUCGCGGGCGGUGCAGCGGCGCGCGACGCGCCCGGCUGGGCCACGGCCGGCGCCGCCAAUCGCACCCUGGCCGAGUGCCUCGCCGCCCAGGACUGCCCCUACGGCCUGCACAACAGCUACUCGAUGAUGCAGGUCAUGUCGGUCUGGGGUCCCUUCAUCUACGCGGGCUGCUUCGCCGCCACCCUGUCGACCGCCCUGACGAAUCUGCUGUCGGUGCCGCGCCUCAUACAGGCCAUGGGCCAGGACUGCAUCUAUCCGGGCUUCAGCUUCUUCGCCAAGGGCUACGGCAAGCACGGCGAGCCCUAUCGCGGCUACGUCCUCACCUUCAUCGUCGCCGGCCUCUUUCUGCUCAUCGCCGAUCUGAACGCAGUGGCACCGCUGAUAUCGAACUUCUACCUGGCUUCCUACGCCCUCAUCAAUUUCUGCACGUUCCACGCGUCGCUCAUCAAGCCGCUCGGCUGGCGUCCGACCUUCAGGUACUACAACACUUGGGUCUCGCUGGUCGGCUUCUUCGCCUGCGUCGCCAUCAUGUUCCUCAUCGACUGGGCCACGUCCCUCGUUACCUUCGUCAUCAUAUUCGCCCUCUAUCUGAUCGUCGUUUAUCGCAAGCCCGACGUCAACUGGGGCAGCAGUACUCAGGCGCAGACCUACAAGACUGCCCUGUCCAUCGCGCUCAAGCUAAACUCCAUCGACGAUCACGUGAAGAAUUAUCGUCCGCAGAUACUCGCGCUCACUGGCGCGCCCAAGUCGAGGCCGGCUCUCGUGCACUUGGCCAGCCUGAUAACGCGCAACAAAUCGCUACUCAUUUGCGGCGAGAUCUACCCGACCCGCAUGUCGUACAAAGCCAGACAGAGCCACCUGACCAACGGCUACAACUGGUUCGACGACAACCAGCUCAAGUCGUUCUAUCACGUGGUCGAGGAGCUGUCGUUCGAGAAGGGCGCCUCGGCCAUGAUGCAGACCUGCGGCGUCGGCAAGCUGGCGCCCAACGUCCUCCUCAUGGGCUACAAGACCCACUGGAGCAGCUGCAGCUACAGCGAGCUCUCCGAGUAUUUCAACGUCUUGCACAAAGCGUUGGAUCACAAGCUGGCCGUGGCGAUAUUGCGCGUCGCCGAGGGCCUCGACUGCUCGAGCACGGGCAGCCAGGGCAGUGCCGAGGACGCCGCGGCCGAGCAGCAGCAGGCCUGCGCCGGCAACAAUCUCGUCCAGAGCAGCUACGACCUGGCGGGCAAUCAGCUGAUGCACGCCGACAGCGACCUGUCCAUGAACGGCCGCGGCAUCGCCCGCGUCCAGAGCGUCCCGACCAUAGGCACGCAUUACAUAGCACCCGAAGCCAACAAUCAGGCGGUGUCGGUCAAGGAUUCGCCGAUCAACGGCAAAACCACGACGACUACGACGACGACGACGAACAAUAAGGAGCAGAUAAAGCACAAACGAAGACACAUCGCCGAGAGACUCUUAUUGAAUCACAAGCCUAACGGAGCUCUACCCGCCGUACCGGAAGACACGUCAAUUUUCCAGAGGAAGCACAAAACUGGCGUUAUCGACGUUUGGUGGUUGUACGACGAUGGAGGUUUGACCGUCCUAUUGCCGUACAUAAUUAACAAUAGAUCGCAGUGGGAAAAUUGCCAAAUGAGAAUCUUCGCUUUGGGAAGUCAAAAACUCGACAUCACGGCGCAGGAAAAAGAAAUGGCGGAGAUAAUGUUGAAAUUCCGAAUAAAGUACACGAGCUUAAAGAUGGUCGAUGACAUAAGCGUCAUGCCGAAGGUGGAGACGCAAAAUUUCUUCGACAAAUUAAUAGCAGAUUUCCGCAACAACGACGAUAGUAAUAACGAAGACUGUAUAGUAACCGAAAACGAACUUAACACUCUGAGGGACAAGACGUUCAGGCAGCUGAGGCUCAGAGAAUUACUUUUAGAAAACUCAAGCGAUAGUACGCUGGUCGUAAUGUCGCUACCGAUGCCAAGAAAGGGCGCAGUGUCGGCGCCGCUCUACAUGGCGUGGCUGGAGUGCCUGACGCGCGACAUGCCGCCGACUCUACUCAUCAGGGGCAACAACACGUCGGUCCUGACCUUCUACUCGUAGUACUUCGUGCUCGUAGUACUUAGACUCGAUUCACAUUAAAACACACCUACACACGCCUCUAUACACGUGCAAAAAAGCAGAUUUUUUCAUCGUCACAUUUUUGAAUGAUAAUUAAAAAAAAAAAAAGAAAAAAAAAGAAAAAAAAGAAAGAAACUAACAAAAAACUCCACAAGUGCGAUUGCUAUGUAAAAGAUGCGAGUGCGUUACAUUUGCCGCGUGAUGUAUUAAUUAAUAUAGUUUGUAUUAUUACGGUGUGAAUUUUCUACUCGGUUGGGAUGAAUGAUUGUCGCGGUCUAUUACAGGCGAAAGUUCACACAUUAUACAUUUAUAACAUGUAACUCGUUGAUAGUCGCGUAACUCACUAAAUUAAGGAAAAAAAUAAUAAUACUUGAUCAAUAGUAAGUUAUAAUUGACGAGCGAACAUUGAGAUUCGACGAUUGACAUUUAUUAGUAGUUUGUUUGUAUUUUAUGUGUUACGCGUGAAUUUUUUAUACGAUACGUCGAAAACGCGCCUGUAAUAUAAUAAAACGGAAUAUUUUAAUGUAUAAAGAUAAAACGAAACAAAGAAAAAGACACGUAUUAUAUUACUGGCGUGAAUAUUAUAUUUUUAAUCAAGUGAAUUCGAUUCUCAAUACCGUUCUUACUUGUGUGUGUAUACUUUUCAAUCGAAUAUUUUAAGCUAAAAAUACAAUUGAUAAGCAAUUUGUUCAUUUUACAAGCGUAUAUUAUAUAUAUCUUUUAGCGAGCAGGUCUCGGCGCGAUCGAAAAGCAAAUUUAAUCAAACUCCAAGUAUGAGAAAAGAGAGAGAGAAAAAAAUUUAUAAUAUUUAUAAAACGCCAAAAGAUUAUUGUGUUAAGGUUUUGAAUGUAAUGACCUGGUUAUAGUAUUUUAGUAUGUAUGACGUUUCUUAGGACUCGACGAGGUGCAGUUGAAUGAUGCAGAAACUAUGAGUAAUGUGGGAUUGUAUCGAGGUCCUCGUAUACUGUUUCUCGAGCAACGUAUUUCAAAUCGGUCGAGCCUCGAUUGGUCAUUUUCAAUGAGGCUCCACCACGUGCUACUUACAAUUCUACAUAAAUAUAUAAUACAGAAAAUAUAGUUAACUCGUUUACUUUUACGUAUAAAAGCACAAAGUUACUCUAUAGAUAUCUAUGAACAAAUAUUCUAUAUUUUUCGGCGUUCUACAGUGUACUAUCUUCCCGUUACCGAAGCGAAUAUUAUAUAUAUAUAUCUCUGUAAAUUGAAAUUAUAAUGAGAUCAGUACGGAAUUUCGUCGAUCGUAUUUCCAGUAUCUGAUUUGGAUGAAUGAACAAAAACCUGAGAGAUACAACAAUUAACUCUAUAUCCGUGCGUUGCUUUCAUAAAGCAGCGUAAAAAUUUCUUUUACCAAUAUUACUAUAUACAUCAAUAUAUUUGAUCUUAGUACGUUGCCAUUUUAAAGUUGUAAAAAAAAACAUUACUAUAAACGCAUUGAUAUCAUUACAAAGAAUGGCAAAUCGAUCUUGUUAAACUAUAACGAUUUUUUGUUGUUGGAAGUAUAAGAUGAAAAAAAUAAUACAGGAUGCAUCAUUGCCGGUGAUAAUAUGUCAAUGCUCUCAAUGGCGAAUAUUUGUCCACGAGCAGUAUUUUUAUGUAAAGAAGAAAAAAUUAUUCAAAUAGAUUUUAAGAAUUGUAUGUAGUACUUUACAUUGUGUAGGUAUCCACGAUUAUAGUAAUUAUAGUUAUAGUAACAAUAAUAACGAUUGUAAAAUUGAAACUAUUUGAAAUAGAGAAUAAUGUACUAUGAUUUAAGAUAAUAAAGAAAAAUAAAUGGUUUUUUUAACAAUA
Molecule: messenger RNA, 5732 nt
Organism: Trichogramma pretiosum
Lineage: Eukaryota; Metazoa; Arthropoda; Insecta; Hymenoptera; Trichogrammatidae
Gene: NKCC
Product: bumetanide-sensitive sodium-(potassium)-chloride cotransporter
Exons: 16
Coding region: 717-3908 (1063 amino acids)
Biological process (GO): chloride ion homeostasis; potassium ion import across plasma membrane; chloride transmembrane transport
Cellular component (GO): membrane
Molecular function (GO): sodium:potassium:chloride symporter activity
Source: RefSeq, a predicted model, not a curated record